Molecule: messenger RNA, 1273 nt
Organism: Lonchura striata (white-rumped munia)
Lineage: Eukaryota; Metazoa; Chordata; Aves; Passeriformes; Estrildidae
Gene: SP5
Product: Sp5 transcription factor
Biological process (GO): regulation of transcription by RNA polymerase II
Molecular function (GO): DNA-binding transcription factor activity, RNA polymerase II-specific; RNA polymerase II cis-regulatory region sequence-specific DNA binding
Source: RefSeq, a predicted model, not a curated record
AGAUCGCGCAGCGCGGGGGGGUGGGACGCGCACGGAGGCGAAGAGAUCAGAAGGAAAGGGAGAGAGAGGGGGAGAGAGAAGGAAACUGGGCAGCUUCUCGUCUUCCCCUCGGUGUCCUCAUGCCUCGGCAGUGCCCCGGCGACUUCCCUUCGCCCCGGGCGCAGUAGCUAUGGCCGCGGUGGCUGUCCUCCGGAACGACUCCCUCCAAGCUUUCCUUCAGGACCGCACCCCCAGCGCCUCCCCAGACUUGGCCAAGCACUCGCCCCUGGCUCUUCUCGCCGCUACUUGUAGCCGGAUCGGGCAGCCGGGCGCGGCGCCCUCGGAUUUCCUGCCGGUCUCCUACGACCCGACGCUGGGAUCCCCCUCUAGGAUCUUCCAUCCGUGGAGCGGCGAGAUGCCAGCGCACUCCCCAGGAGGGCUGCCGCCGCCGCAUCCCAGCUUGGGGUUGACCCCUCAGAAGAACCACCUGCAACCCUCCUUCGGAGGUUCUCACGAACUGCCCCUCACCCCCCCGGCGGACCCCUCCUAUCCCUACGAGUUCUCCCCUGUCAAGAUGCUGCCCUCCUCCAUGGCCGCCCUGCCGUCCAGCUGCCCGCCCGCCUACGUCCCCUACGCCGCCCAGGCCGCCCUGCCGCCCGGGUACUCCAACCUGCUUCCGCCCGCCCAGCCCUGCCGGCAACUGUCGCCCAACCCGCCGCCCGAGGACAUCCCCUGGUGGAGCAUCCAGCAGGCCAGCGCCCCGGGCGGCUGCGGCCACCGCUUCCCCGCAGCGGCGGCGCUGCCGCGGAGCCUAGUGCUGGGGCACUCGGACUUCGCUCAGUACCAGACGCAGAUCGCCGCCCUGCUGCAGACCAAGUCUCCCCUGGCGGCCACGGCCAGGAGGUGCCGCCGCUGCCGCUGCCCCAACUGCCAGUCGGCCGCGGGCAGCGCCCCUGAGACGGAGCCGGGCAAGAAAAAGCAGCACAUCUGCCACAUCCCCGGCUGCGGCAAGGUGUACGGCAAGACCUCGCACCUGAAGGCGCACCUGCGCUGGCACACGGGCGAGCGGCCCUUCGUCUGCAACUGGCUCUUCUGCGGGAAGAGCUUCACCCGCUCCGACGAGCUGCAGCGGCACCUGCGGACUCACACGGGCGAGAAGCGCUUCGUCUGCCCCGAGUGCGGGAAGCGCUUCAUGCGCAGCGACCACCUGGCCAAGCACGUCAAGACCCAUCAGAACAAGAAGCUGAAGGCUGUGGCGGACGGCGUCAAGCGGGAGGACAGCCGCGACCUGUGA